Molecule: messenger RNA, 11345 nt
Organism: Porites evermanni
Lineage: Eukaryota; Metazoa; Cnidaria; Anthozoa; Scleractinia; Poritidae
Source: the annotation of a GenBank genome assembly
AUGGCCACUUUACCAGAAUAUGAUAAAGAACAACUGAACUAUUACAGAAUUUCCUAUAUAACAACAGAUAUAUUAGCAGAGGGUCUGCGGUCUGUAUUCAAACAAGAAUGGGAUAAUCGCUACAAGGCUACUCUGGGAGAGUGGAAAGAUGACCCUGAAAGUGGGAUGUAUUUUUUUAACGGAGAGUCCGUGCUAAACCAAGUACGAAACAGGCGUCUCCUGGAGACCAUGCUAAAUGGGAACAGAAGUAAAUGGGACUGCAAUAUGCUGUUUUACGCUAUUCUCGAUUCUGAUUGUAUCGGAAAAGGUAUCAGCACAACGGUCAAGACUAACGUAGACAUUCUAAGAAACUUCAGAAUUGAAGAAUUCGCUGAUAUGCGACGAGGUCUUCUUACAGACAGAGACUUUCAAGAUGCCAUUGGUAAAAUUCGUGGUGCAUUUCAAGCUCUUGGCCUCUCCACAAAGCAAGUUGAUGAUGUCAAAAAUCAGACAAGAUUUCCCACGGAGGAGUUAAGACUCAUCACGAAGAAGGUUGAUGAUCUUGAAAUGGAACUUCGACAAGAAAAACAGCGACCAAAAAUUCUUAAGGAUGAGCUAAAAAAUAAAGUCUCCAAUUUUUGCGUUCUUCCUGCUAAGCCCUCACAUCACGUGACAGAACGCAAUCGCGAGGCAAGUGAAAUAACAAAACGGCUCAAAGCGUUAAAAGAGGUUAACAAAAAUGACCUCAGUUACCUGUACAUCUCUGGGAAACCGGGAAGUGGCAAAUCACAGUUAGCAGGUCUCGUAGCUAAGGGUUUCUUCGAAGAAGCAAACGAGAUUCCAUCUGCUACCCCAUGUGUGAUGACGUUAGAUGCUGCAAGCCCUGAUUCACUUUAUGGUCGUAUGGUUUAAUGGCUCGGCAAUUAAAGUGUCCUGAAUAUGCAGUUACCAACACCCUUAACCUCAAGGACAUUAAAAUUGAAGAGAAAAUAGCAAGCUUGAAAAUGCUAGUUGCAACGAAAAUCGGGUUGUACACGACUUGGCUGCUGGUAGUGGACAAUGUCUCUAGUAUGUCAUGGGUCCAUGUUCAUCUACCGGAACGCGGAAACGAACAGUGGUCAAAUGGCCAGGUACUGAUUACAACUCAGGACGUCUCGUCCGUCCCUUCAACUAACUCCUUCGUUAAUCAUGUCUCUAUAAGCAAAGGUAUGGAUGUUGACGAUUGCCGUAGAUUGUUAGAGACACUAUCUGGAAUCGCUGACUGUGAGAUGGCAAAAGAGGUAGCAAAAAUGUUGGACUAUCAACCUCUCGCCUUAGCAAGCGCCGCAACUAAUGUUAAUCAGGUUCGACAGAACAAAGCUACUUCCAACUUCCACUGGGUCGACUUCUUAGAAAAAGUACAAAAAGGACAACAAAGCAGCACAGAAGAAUUUCCUGAGGAAAGCAAACUAAGCUACCCAAAGUCCAUUACCUCAGCGACAACAUUUGCUGUAAAAAACGCGAUGUUGUCCGACAAGAUUAUCGAUCAAACUUUCACUUUACUUUCUCUGUGUUCAUCACAACCGUUAAGCUUGGACAUUGUAAACAGUUACAUUCUCAAAGUGGAUGAACAAGCCGAAGAUAAAGAGUCGAUUUGCAUGAGAAUCAAGAGGUGUUCACUUGUGUUAUUUGAAGAGGACCAAGAUGGAGCCUGUAUUCGCGUACAUGGGGUUGUGCAUGAGGCCAUCAAAGCUGUAGUGAAGGAUCAGUUAGAGAGAAGUAAAUUUCAUCAGGCAGUGAAUGCAGUGGUGACAUCAUUUAGGCAUUUUCUUGACGUUAUUUCAAAAGGCCGACAGCACUUAAAUAUCAAGCACGUUGUCCCUCAUUUAAAAGCCUUUAUCAUAAAUAUUGAAUCUCUGUUUUCGGUACUUCGUGGAAACGUAGCUUUUGUCACGGAGAAAGCAAGAGUACCAGAGUAUGUUCAUUCAUACUUAAAGUUUGGCAUGAUUUGUACUGAUAACUGCGAGUUUCGCAUAGCACGAAAGUACUAUGAAAAUGCACUUAGCAUGCAUUUAAAACAUUUCAGCCCUGAUCAUACUGAUGUUGCAAUCAUCUACACUCACUUGGGUGAUAUACACCUGCGAUUGGGUGACAUCGAGCAGGCAAGAAAGUAUCAGGAACGUGCCCUCGUCAUUUUUCUAAAGAAGCUGGGUCCUGACCACACGGACAUUGCAACUAUUUACUCUGAAUUGGGUGUUACACACCUGCGAUUAGGUAAUAUCAAGCAAGCAAAGGAGUAUCAGGAACGUGCCCUCGCCAUUUGGCUAAACAGGCUGGAUCCUGACCACACUGACGAGGCAACUGCUUACUCUGAAUUGGGUGUUAUACACCUGCGAUUAGGUGACAUCGAGCAAGCAAAGGAGUAUCAGGAACGUGCCCUCGUCAUUUUGCUAAAGAAGCUGGGUCCUGACCACACUGACGUUGCAACUAUUUACUAUCAAUUAGGUGUUAUACAUCUGCGAUUAGGUGACAUCGAGCAAGCAAAGGAGUAUCAGGAACGUGCCCUCGCCAUUAGGCUAAACAAGCUGGGUCCUGACCACCAUAACGUGGCAACUAUUUACUCUGAAUUGGUUGUUAUACACCUGCGAUUAGGUGAUGUCAAACAAGCAAAGGAAUAUCAGGAACGUGCCCUCGCCAUUUGGCUAAACAGGCUGGGUCCUAACCACACUGACGUAGCAACUGCUUACUCUGAAUUGGGUGUUAUACACCUGCGAUUAGGUGACAUCGAGCGUGCAAAGGAGUAUCAGGAACGUGCCCUCGCCAUUUGGCUAAACAGCCUGGAUCCUGACCACACUGACGUAGCAACUGCUUACUCUGAAUUGGGUGUUAUACAUUUGCGAUUAGAUGACAUCGAGCAAGCAAAGGAGUAUCAGGAACGUGCCCUCGUCAUUUUGCUAAAGAAGCUGGGUCCUGACCACACUGACGUUGCAACUAUUUACUCUGAAUUGGGUGUUAUACAACUGCGAUUAGGUGAUAUCGAGCGGGCAAAGAAGUGUCAGCAACGUGCCCUCGUCAUUUUUCUAAAGAAGCUGGGUCCUGACCACACUGACGUUACAACUAUUUACUCUGCAUUGGGUGUUAUACACCUGCGAUUACAUGACAUCGAGCAAGCAAAGGAGUAUCAGGAACGUGCCCUCGUCAUUUUGCUAAAGAAGCUGGGUCCUGACCACACUGACGUUGCAACUAUUUACUCUGAAUUGGGUGUUAUACAACUGCGAUUAGGUGACAUCGAGCAAGCAAAGGAGUAUCAGGAACGUGCCCUCGUCAUUUUUCUAAAGAAGCUAGGUCCUGACCACACUGACGUUGCAACUAUUUACUCUGAAUUGGGUGUUAUACACCUGCGAUUACAUGACAUCGAACAAGCAAAGGAGUAUCAGGAACGUGCCCUCGCCAUUUGGCUAAACAGGCUGGAUCCUGACCACACUGACGUAGCAACUGCUUACUCUGAAUUGGGUGUUAUACACCUGCGAUCAGGUGACAUCGAGCGGGCAAAGGAGUAUCAGGAACGUGCCCUCGCCAUCAGGCUAAACAAGCUGGGUCCUGUCCACCAUAACGUGGCAACUAUUUACUGUCAAAUGGGUCUUAUACACCUACGAUUAGGUGACAUCGAGCGGGCAAAGGAGUAUCAGGAACGUGCCCUCGUCAUUUGGCUAAACAAGCUGGGUCCUGUCCACACUGAUGUAGCAACUGCUUACUCUCAAUUGGGUGUUAUACACCUGCGAUUACAUGACAUCGAGCAAGCAAAGGAGGAUCAGGAACGUGCCCUCGUUAUUUUGCUAAAGAAGCUGGGUCCUGACCACCCUGACAUUUCAACUAUUUACUCUCAAUUGGGUAAUAUACACCUGCGAUUAGGUGACAUCGAGCAGGCAAAGGAGUAUCAGGAACGUGCCCUCGUCAUUUUGCUAAAGAGGCUGGGUCCUGACCACAUUGAUGUAGCAACUGCUUGCUCAGACUUGGGUCUUACAUACCUGCGAUUAGGUGACUUUGAGCGUGCAAAGGAGUAUCAGGAUCGCGCCCUCGCCAUUAUGGUAAGGAAGCUGGAUCUUGAUCACACUGACGUUGCUUAUUUGUACACUUACUUGGGUGUUUACUUUUCGUCAUCUCUUACCCAGAUCUCUUUUCGACGAAGCCAAAGGCGAGAUAUGGUCCAGUAAGAAAAUUCAAUUCAAGGAGUGAUCCUGCAUCUGCGCACCCAAUUGCGUGUGGAAUUCACAGUUUGCAAAGUCCUCAGUUUUGUUAAAAAGGACAAUUUUUCCGCUGAAUAAGUAGUUUCUGUUUAAAUUAUAUAGAUUGUAAAACCCAUUUUAUCCUAUCUUAAAAGUUUCUCUCGGUGUUAAGUAGCCUCCCAUGGAGACGUUUUUAGGGGUUCGUCACGCGUUCCUGCCCCCCUAACGUCUGCUGAAACGAGAGGAAAAAUCAAAGCACACUUCCAGAUCUGGGAAGUGCACUUUGGACGUUGAGAAUUUCUCGCUUGACUUAGCUCCAGAAAAGAUCAGAAAGGUCUCAUGAAAGGUGAAGACCUUACAGUUUUAGAACAAACUACUCGGUUAACUCACACGCCUUCGUAGAGGCUACCCUCACGAUCUCCUUGAAAAAUAUUACCUCGGAGGUUAAAUUUGCUGAACGGAAGUCGGCUUUACUACAAAGCAAUAAAGUGUGAAAAAAGUCUGUCUUUUGUUCAGUUACAACGUACAACCCCGCCGUCAGGGUCACCCAACGACGGUUUCCUCCUAAAUAUAUUGAAAACAUCUUUAGACUAUCCAGAGUGCUUUUAGAUGUCUAGAAAGGUAUUCUAAGCGGCGCUAUAAAAUUUGUACCUGUUCGGUCAUCCUAGGGGAACUUGAGUCUUUUCGAAAUUACAAGGGCUUCAGUAUUAUUUUCCCGAAAAUUUUAGAUGCAAUUUAUUGUAUUCCUCCUUCCUGAUUCCUCUCUCCAUCCUAUUUUUGAAUCCGAAAAUUUUAAGUUUCCUUUUAUUCUACAAAAAAAUAGCCUAACCUGGGGGUGAUAUGUAAAAAAAUUCAAACCUUCAGAAAAUCGUAGGAAAUUUAUGAGAUAGAUUUCGAAAAUUGUAAUUGAAUGGGACGGAAAUCUAGAAACAUUUAGCCGUUCUCAAGUAAUAGAAAAUUCUCGUCAAUAUUUUCUUCUUCGAAGAGAUGUUUUACAGAAAACAGUCGUUGGGUGCCCCUGCGCCGUUGCAUCACCCAAAGAACAACUUUGAAUAUGAGCAAAUGACAUCUAAUCCAGCCUUUAAAGAGAGAAAUACACAAAAAGCCAACGCUUAACUCCUACAUUAUAUUUCUGUCCGGAGCAAAAAUCUUUGGUCCUGUAUCACACUCUACCGAGCUUGUACGUAUGUGUUUGGCUUGUCAGCAUUUUGACUUCAACAGCGCCGAUUGGAUCUCCGAUAAUCUGCAUGUGAUCUCCUGCUGGUGUUUGCGAACGAUGGGAAAGGAACUUAAGUUUUGGUUCAGCAGACGCUAGUGGGGCAGGAACGCGUGACGAACCCCUAAGAACGUCUGCGUGGGAGGCUAGGUAUUAAGAGGAUAUGGCCAAAAAAUUGUCCCAUAAUGCUUUGAGCCUUGAGCUAUGAGCUUUGAAUGAUUAAAUUUAAACUACAGUCAAACCAAGUCAAGCGUACCCCCCAAGAUUCUAUUAAUGAAUUGAUUAUUUGAAAAAUGAAUCCGUUUGUCGUUCCCGUAACUGGUGUCAAAUUCCGGCAGCACUAAAACACGGAAUCCGGAAUCGGAAACGGAAACGGAAACGGAAACGGAAUACGGAAUCUGUGAAAGAAGGUUCCAAGCGAUCGAUUUGAAAAAAAUAAUAUUAGCAAUGACAAUGAAAUAAAUAAACAGAAAAAAAAAAAAGGCACAAAUGAAUAAAUUAGCUGAGUACAGGAGAGGAGACUGCUGUGUCACUAGAGGAGUCGAUUCCGGUGAAAAGACGCUUGAUACCACUGUCGGCAAUGAAUGCAAAUUCUCAUGGGACAGCAAAGCGAGGAGAAAAACGUGACUGACAAAAACUAGUGCCUUAACAAAAAGGUAAGUUAUAUGGAGACAGACUUCGUUUGAAUCGUCUGAGGCGUCGUUUACAUAACUGAAAGGCGUCGCCGUCAAGUUUUUCUCAGUGUCUUUUCUGGGUUGUCUUCAACAGUGUUCAGUUUUAUUUAUCAAGACAACUUACUCAAGAGAACCAUGGCAUUGUGGAGUCCACAGAGAAGAGAGAAUUGUGCAUGCAUUUGCUUGAUUCCGCAACCGAUUACAUCAAAAUAAUGCGCCAUGUUUAAUAAGCCUCUUCAACAAAAAUACGGACGUCCACGUAAACUCAAUUACCGGUACACCAGUAUUCCAUCAGUAUUCAGCUUGGCGAAAAAGUUGAACUUAUUGCUAAAACACCGGAACUGUGGUCACGUCACCGGUCGGUCAUGUGUGGAGUAUUCAGUUUGGGGACAAUCACGUGGUGUGGUCUGAGGCUAACUUCGACUAUUCUUGACAAUUAGCUACAAAAGUAAUAUUUAACUGUAUUAUUCAACCCAUGAACUCGUGAAUAAAAAUUACUCGUAAAAUUACUUUCAUCGGCCUUGCAGUACAGUAACCCACACUACGGCAAACCUUAUCAAGACACAAUAACAAGAAUAUAUUUAAGGGAACUGCCAAGAAAACUAAGACAAAUUCUCUUUGGAUUGUACUAAAUUGUGUAUUGUGAAAUUCUUUAAUUUUCUAUCAUCGAUAUUUGAUUCCGUAUUCUGUUUCCGUUUCCGUUUCCGUGAUUCCGUUUCCGUUUCCGGAUUCCGGAUUCCGUGUUUUAGUGCUGCCGGUCAAAUUCAAAGCGGCAUUUCUGCAUUGCGUAAUGAGCAGUGAAUAUUUUACGAGAACUUCUCUGUAUUUGGUCAGAUUGGAAAUCUUUGAAUGGAUUAAGCUUCUUAGAAGACAUUUACAUCAAUUUCAGGAAAAUGGAGCUGGUAGAAAUUUUAUAACUGCCUCGCGUGUGAAUUCACGGCUCAUUACACAUGCAAGAAUGCAGAGAUCAAUCUGAAAUCUACAACUAGCAACGGAUUCAACUUUUGAAUAAUAAAUUCAUUAAUGUACUCUUGGGGGGUACGCUUGACCUGGUUUGACUGUAAUUGUCGCAUAAACACAACAACUUUCUUUAAUUUUCCAGACAUGUUUCGGCGGUACAUCCGUUAUCUUCAGUGUUACAUAUUUUGAAACUAAUUGUCCCUUUGAAUUUGAUAAUACAAAAAACUUCGCGGCUCUAUCCAAUUAUUCGUCGUUUAACAUGGCCGACGCUUUGAAAAUUUAUCUUAAGCAUGCGCUCUUAGUAUCAGGUGACCACGUGCACAAAUCGGAUUCUUUGGCUUCGUCGACAAGGGCCAGUCUGUGUAUGAGAUCAAACUUUUCGCUGCCGUCGCCAUCGUGGUUAAGUAUGCUCCCGAUUUAACCAUGGACGUGAGAUUGUGUGUGAAAUGAAUGCUGUGUGGUGUGAGGUUUUCUCGAAGUACCUUAUUCUGGUAUUCUUUAUUUCAGAAUCGGAAAAAGCUCAGAAAGUUAUUGCAAAUCGAGCAAAGUACUUAUUAGUUCCAGUGAUGAUUUGUCAAAUUACUCAUUGCAAACGAGCAGCCUAGCCUCGCGAAGACGCGAGGCUGUGAUGCGGCAACCUAAUAGAGCCGUGCGCGAAAGUUCCAAAGCAGAAAAAAUCUCGAAUCCUCCUUAUAUAGUAAUGUAAGGUAACUUUUAUGACGUAAUGCAGAACAGAGCAUAAUAAUGGUAAUAAUAAUAACAAUAAUAAUAAUAAUGAUAAUUUAAUUACUUAUAUUGCGCAGGUAUUCAUAAAAAUGAUCAAAUGCGCAUUACAUCAGUAAUAAAAGCAUAAAAAAAAACUACAAACCUAUUUACAGUAAGCAAAACAAUAAGAAUAUAUACACUUUUACCAUAAAAAUCUAAAAUAUCGAUAUGUAAUAAUUAAAAUUCAUUCAACCAUAAGCAAACUUAAAAAGGUAAGUCUUAAGAUUGCUCUUAAAAGUUUGCAAGUUUGGAAUAUCGCAAAGCUCACGCGGUAGAGCAUUCCAUAACCUGGGCGCAGCCACCUGGAAGGACCUAUCGCCUAGUGUGACCUUAGUUCUAAAUGUUGACGAUGCUUGCAAAAUCCCACCUGACGAUCUAAGGUUAUAUGUGCCUUGCGAUUUCAAGGAGACUAAGUUCUGAAUGUAUGUAGGGGCUAUACCAUGGAUAGCCUUGAAUGCAAAUAACAAAAUCUUAAAAUGAAAGGGCUGCUUUAACGGAAGCCAAUGUAGCUCAUACAUCAGUGGUGUAAUAUGGCUGAAGCGCGGAGCGCAACAAACAAGCCUUGCUGCAGUGUUUAAAACACUGCAUUUGCAUCAUACGGGUAUGCCUGUCGGAUUGGUCCGCUAGAAUUUUUAAUUGCCCGCCGCUAAGAAAAAUAAUAGCGCCGCAAAAUUUAUUGUGUCUUUGUAUUGUGUCGAAGCAAAAAUAAUUCGGAAGGCUUCAUCCGGGCUCCAUAAAUUUUUUUAGCUUUAAAUUAGAUACCAAAUAUAGAUCUGUACGUUGAAUAUUCGCAGAUUUUAAUAUGAUUUUUUCGAGGGUUGUAAGUUUGCUUAUAGACUUUAUAAGACCACUAAAUUUUACGCCAAAUGAUCUGUGGGCAACUUCGGACAAAAACACGAAUUUUAAUAUCUCGAAAGUAUGCUAUGUAAAGUAGGGAUUUAAACAUCUUUAUGCGGUAGAACAGUUUACUUCACUAAUGUCAAGGCAAUUUUCGCUUAUGCAAUCGAAUUGAGUUCAAACUAUUUUUCGUAAAUUGCGGUAAUUCAUGACAUUUUUCACUGAUUUCUCAACAAAUUGAAUAGCGCGUAAAAUCUUUACUCGUUGGCACUUAGCGAUAGCAAUAACUAGUAAGUAACACUAACGUUGUAAUUAAGCAUCUUUCUUAAGAUGCUUAAUUUAACUAAAUCCAACUGAAUUUAUGUAAAUGAUUUAUGGAUAUGAAUUACCAAUAGUUCACCCGCCUCACUCAAACUUAGACUCAGUCGCUUUUUGCUCAUCCGCCUGACCUUUGCAAUUAUCAUGAUAGUUGCCAGCAGAAGGCUGAUUGAGCUAGGUGGGGCAAAAGGAAACAAAUUAAUUCCCAGUCAAAGCCUCAAGUAAACAAUGCUUAAGCCCGACAUUGAAGUAGUGGUUUCAAAAGACCCUCUCCCUACCUCACUGCUUUUGCCUACAGCCAAAGGCCACCCACCCACUGUUAGGGCUGUUCCUGGGCUGUCUGCCUGUGGCGGCCUUGGCGGGAAACACCAUGUUAACAAAUUCGAACCGAUAAAUUGGUUUAGAAACAAAGAAAGAUAGCCAGAAAGAAGGUGAUUGCAGUGUGGAAGUCAACAGGUUUAUUAUAGGUGUUUGUUCUGCAACACCUUAAACAACAUAACCUACGGACACAGACGUAUUUCCGGUCGUCGCUUUUCUCCACUCGAUUGGAGAGAAGCGACGACCGGAAAUACGUCUGUGUCCGCAGGCUAUAAACAACAUAGAACACGUAACAAUUUGUUUUUUGUAUCUGCUCAGGGCACUAAAGUAGAAUCACGAGGAGUGCUAACAGAAGAGUCAGAAGAAGUUGCUAAAGUACAUGAGAAGGUGGCUGAGUUGGCAAGUGAGGAGGCCAUGGGUGCAAGAUACCGUGGAGGAUCGAAAAAAGAGGCGGAUGAGAAGUCUGAUGAAGGACCUGGAGCUGAAGAUAAUGUAGAAGGGGAAAUAUUUUUUGAAGUAGAAUCUGGAGCAAUGGUAACAAGUGAAGGUACCAGGUGGGCCUUCAAACCGUGGGGUAUUCACCUGAUGCUCCCUCCUGAUGCUGUAUCUGAGCGCACGUCAAUAGUGGUCCGCAGAUGCAAAUACAGUAUCUGUUCACCCACGCUGCAGGAGCAUGAAGCCAUCACUAGCAAUGUUAUUGAACUAUCCUUUAUGAAUGGCCCAGAUCUAAAAUUUAACUCCAAAGUGACGCUGUCGCUAUCCCACAGCGCAACAGACCUACAGGGCUACGAGUUAGUGAUAAAAAAGCUGAUUGACAAGGAGACGAAUAAUUGGCAAGACCUGGAUGGAACAAGGAGCAUACGUUGUCGUCAAGACUUCGAAGACAACCACCCUUCCCACAUGAAAAUUCCGGACUUUCUCUUUCCCGUUGCUCAAGCUGAUAUAUCUGAGUGCUCAACAUACGCAGUAGUUAGUCGUCUAAAGGCUUCCCCAACUUACACCAUCACAUCUUGUGGCGGCUCUUUAAGCCAUCCUGACUUCCCGGGCGUGAUGAUUGCUAUCCCUGAAAAUGCUGUUGCACCUAACUCAAAGCUUUCGGUGGAGUUAAAGGUGCAAGAAGUUCUAAAUGAAGAUUUUGAAGGGGAUGGUAAAUUUCUUGGACCUGUAUUGCGAAUUAAAUGCGUCGAAGCUGUUCAGUUCUUGAAACCUGUCACUAUUCAGCUGCCAAUUUCUCUUCGAGAGCAGGAAGACAUGAAUCUGAGUCCCACAACAUGUCACGUCAGAGUGCUGUUCCUCAAGUCCGAUAAUGGUCAAAAAGAAUGGAUCGAUAUCACUGAUAAUCUUGUGAACCCACCAAGUCUGGAUCGAAGGUUCGUAAGGUUCCAUGUGAAACGGUUCUCUGGAUAUUCAACAUAUGUUGAGAGGAGAGACGAAUACUCCAGGUUUUAUGUAAAAAGAAUUAUAAAUUUCCUUAAAAGCCGCAUUUUUGUUCAGCCCAGACUAACAGUCUUCUUUGCUUACUUUCGUCCGGAUCUUAUAAAUAUUUUGCGUCUGAUUUGUUGCCCUGCUCAAAUUAAAGGGGAGGUGGAAAUGAAACUCGAAAAACAAGGCAUAAUGCCUAUUUGCAACAACUCAAAGAAAGAUAUGACACCUGGGUACGACGAGGCAUCCGUGUCUGUAUCAGGAGGAAUAUACCCUUAUAUAAAGAGUGACAUGGAGGAAAUGUACCUUAGGGUUUUAGAGAACGAUCCAGACGAUGCUGAGUUGGAGGUUUGUUUUCGUGAUGGCGAAAACAUAGCACGAGUGGAGUUUUUUAGAAAACCCCAAGAGCCAUUGUGUAAAUUGCACUUAAGAACACCCUGCACUAAGGGUACGGAUCGGUCAGACUCGUCGGAACUUACUCGUCAGUCUAGUGCAGUGAUGGAAGGCAGUCCAACGGAAAGUGUGCUAGAGCGUCUAUCAAACAAAAUCCGCCGUAGAGAUUGGAGAAAGCUUGGGCGGCGGUUAAACUUCCAUGAAGCACAGUUGGAUGAAUUUGAUAACGACAAUGAACAAAUAUCCGAAAAAGCAUAA